AUGCUUAUCGUUGGUCUCACGGGUGGAAUUGGUGCUGGAAAGUCAACUGUAUCUCGUACAUUGCGUGAAACACAUAAUUUAACAAUUGUCGAUGCAGAUUUAAUUGCAAGAGAUGUUGUAAAUCCUGGUCGAAAAGCUUAUAAUAGAAUCUUGGAAGCCUUUGCAGAUGAUAUUCCAGAUCUUGUUAACCCAAAGGAUGGCUCGUUGAAUAGGGCAGUCUUGGGAAAUGCCGUGUUUGGUAAUAAAGAGAAACUAAAAAGAUUGAAUUCUAUUGUUCAUCCAGCAGUUAGAAAAGAAAUCUUAUGGCAGAUAUUGCAAGCAUAUUUGAGAUUUCAGAGUCUUGUUAUUUUGGAUGUUCCGUUAUUAUUUGAAGCAGGUUUGAACAAAAUAUGUGGAACCACUGUAACUGUUACAUGUGAUAAGGAAUUGCAGGUAAAAAGAAUAGCAGCAAGAAAUUCUGAAUUGAGUGAGGAAGACAUUAGGAAACGAAUUGAGAGCCAAAUGACGAACGAAGAGAGAAAUUACAGAUCAGAUCUAGUUAUUGAUAAUAGCAGUAGUUUAGAUGACUUACAGAAAUGUGUCGCAUCAGUUGUUAAAGAAAUACGUCCAAAUUUGAUUUUGACUUUACUUGAUUUAUUUCCACCUUUUGGCUUGUUAUCGGCAUUAUAUACCUUCACACUCCGAACUAUCAGAGAUAAAUACAAAGGAACAAAGCCACUGAUUAAGAAUGACUAA
Messenger RNA from Debaryomyces fabryi, 735 nucleotides. Its product is annotated as putative dephospho-CoA kinase. The transcript has a single exon. Gene Ontology annotation, biological process: coenzyme A biosynthetic process. The record is from RefSeq and is a predicted model, not a curated record. NCBI's taxonomy places the organism in Eukaryota, Fungi, Ascomycota, Pichiomycetes, Serinales, Debaryomycetaceae. Gene Ontology annotation, molecular function: ATP binding; dephospho-CoA kinase activity. Bases 1 to 735 code for a protein of 244 amino acids.